Messenger RNA from Aspergillus oryzae RIB40, 1602 nucleotides. RefSeq names its product cytochrome P450. Lineage: Eukaryota; Fungi; Ascomycota; Eurotiomycetes; Eurotiales; Aspergillaceae. The record is from RefSeq and is a predicted model, not a curated record. The transcript is spliced from 9 exons. The coding region runs from base 1 to 1602 and encodes 533 amino acids. Gene Ontology annotation, molecular function: oxidoreductase activity, acting on paired donors, with incorporation or reduction of molecular oxygen; monooxygenase activity; iron ion binding.
AUGACUCUAAUAUCGCUGUCUCUUCUUGCACUGAGCCUUUGGAUCAUCAUCCGGGUGUUGGUUAUUAUUUAUCGCUUGGCAUGGCAUCCUCUGGCCAGAUUCCCGGGGCCGAAGUUCGCAGCCGCCACCAGCGCUUACGAAUUCUACUUCGAUGCCAUCAAAGGCGGCCAGUAUACAUUUGAAAUUGGCCACAUGCAUAAGAAAUACGGUCCUAUUGUUCGCAUCAGUCCCCACGAGCUUCAUAUCAAUGACCCUGGGUUCAUCGAGGAGUUAUAUCCGGGGCCAGGUAAGCCCCGCGAUAAAUAUGCCUAUGCGACGGGUCAAUUUGGAAUCCCGGAUGUAUGUUCGCUCGUUCUUACCCCGUACGAUCUAUCGAGUGUGUUUGGUGCUGUUUCACAUGACCUACAUCGCAUGAGACGAGGAGCGUUGAGUCCAUUCUUCUCUAAAGCCGCAGUGACUAAACUGGAGCCUGUGAUCUAUUCAGCUGUCGAUAAACUCAUUAGUCGCAUUGAGGAAGUCGUCGAGUCGACUGGAUUCGUCGACUUGACAAUGGCAUUCAGCUGCAUGACAACUGACAUUGUGACCCAGUAUGCCUUUGCAGAAUCCUCGCGCUUUCUCGAAAAUCCGGACUUCACUCCAAACUUUCACGAGGCAAUCCUAGCAGGAACCCGUAUGGGGAGUUGGGCCAGACAUUUUCCAAUCUUGUUCCCGGUCUUGAGGAGCAUCCCCAUAGAUAUUCUGUCCAGAAUGUCACCGGAAACAGGAGUAUUCCUUCGUUGGCAAGAGAGCAUGAGGAAAAAGGUUUCCGAAAUUUGGCAAGACCAAAGUGCUUUGCCAGUCAAAGACAAAAAUGUCUCUCCGUUCGGGUCUACCAUCUUUCAUGAACUUUUCCAUUCCGAUAUGCCAGACUCAGAGAAACAUCCCGGUCGGAUGUGGCAGGAGGGUCAGAUAGUUAUUGGUGCAGGUACCGAAACUACAGCUUGGACUCUCACCGCAACGACUUUUUUCAUUUUGGAUAAUCCAAAUAUCCUAUCAAAAUUGAGGAAAGAGCUUGCAGCCACCAUGCCGAACAGAUAUGAGAAGCCUUCUUGUCGCGAGUUGGAGGCCUUGCCCUAUUUGAUAAUCAUUCAAGAGGGACUUCGCUUAUCAUUUGGAGUUGCAACUCGGCUCCAACGUAUUAACUCGGAGGCUCCUAUGAUAUUCCGACAGAAAAAAACGAAUGAUACCAUAGAGGAAAAGGUCUGGGAAAUCCCUACUGGGACUCCUGUUGGUAUGACCGCCGCACUGGUUCAUCUCAACCCGGAGCUAUUCCCUGAUCCACAUGAAUUCAGACCAGAACGAUGGCUUGACCAGGAUGGACAGCUCCAUCGGGGUUUGGACAAAUAUAUCUUGUCAUUUUCUAGAGGCAGUCGGCAAUGCAUUGGGAUCAACCUUGCCUAUUCCGAGCUAUACAUGGGCAUUGGGAUAUUGAUCAGGCGACUGGGGGACCGAAUGCAGCUUUUCGAAACGGAUCGUACUGAUGUUGAUAUGGUAGAGGAUUGUUUCGUACCUGUUCCAAGAAGAGAGUCGAAUGGUGUUCGGGUGAGAUUAAGUGCGCAGUAG